This is a messenger RNA of Rosa rugosa (rugosa rose), 405 nucleotides long. Its product is annotated as protein cornichon homolog 4-like. The record is from RefSeq and is a predicted model, not a curated record. Gene Ontology annotation, biological process: vesicle-mediated transport. The coding region runs from base 1 to 405 and encodes 134 amino acids. The transcript has a single exon. Lineage: Eukaryota; Viridiplantae; Streptophyta; Magnoliopsida; Rosales; Rosaceae.
AUGGAGAUGCUAUGGACAUGGCUUUUGAGUAUCUUCUUCAUCUUAACUCUCUUAUGCCUUGUGGGCUAUCAGCUCAUGUGCCUAAUGGACCUCGAAGACGAUUACAUCAACUCAUAUGAUUCAUCAUCUCGGAUAAACCGUACUGUUUUGCCAGAGUUUAUCGUUCAAGGAGUUUUCUGCGUCAUUCUUUUUAUAACGAGACAUUGGUUUAUGCUUCCAUUGGCUCUCCCGCACCUAUAUUAUAACGUCAAUUCGUACAUGAAGGGGCAGCACUUGGCAGAUGUGACUGAGAUCUACAACCUGCUGAGCUGGGAGAAAAAACAACGCAUCUUCAAGAUUGCCUAUCUGUUCAUCCUGGCCAUCCUCUCUCUAUUCGGGUUGUUUUGGAGCAUUGGAGAUGAAUAA